GGUCUCCAACACUGCUCCUCCUGCUCCUCGUGCUCCUCGUGCUCCUUCUGCUCGGCCAUCCUCCAGCGCAAUGGCAAUGCUUAAUGAGGCCAGCUUGAGUCCUGCGGACGCACAUGCUCAUGCCAACGCCACCACGCCCACGCACAGCAAGGCGGCAGCGAUGGCCAGCGCCACCACAAUGCUGACCACAAAAACGCCGUUCUCCAUCGAGCACAUAUUGUUUCAAAACUUAAAUAGUGCCAGCAAUAACAAUAAUAGUAGUGAUACCAACGGCAUCGCCGCAAACAGCGACAACUACGCGCCAAAGAGCAGCAGAAACGCCGUGAAAAGUGCCAGAAGCGCAUUUGCCCACGACAAUAAUCCGCACAAACAUCCGUCGCAACAUUCGCAUCCGCCGCAGUCACAUCCGCCGGCGUCCGCAUCCGCAUCCGCGACGGCUACUGCCCGCAGCAACCAGGCUGCGUCGGGUUACGCUGGCGAGGAUUACGCCAAGUCCUUGCACAGCACUCCACGGUCCAACCACCACUCACGACAUGGAGCUUCCCACUACAACGGAGAUCAGAUUUCGCAGCAGUUGGGAUCUGGAGCGGCACAACACACGCUGGUGCCCACGACUCAACCUCAACCUCCGCCUCCGCCGCCCCUAAAUGGAGGUAGUGGUGCAUCCAAUGGAGUACUCUAUCCGAAUGCACCCUACACCGAUCACGGAUUUCUUCAAAUGACCCUCGGAUAUCUCUCGCCGUCGUCGGGCACCUACAAGUCCGUGGAUCCCUAUUUUCUAUCACAAGCCAGCCUGUUCGGGGGAGCGCCCUUCUUCGGAGCGCCUGGCUGUGUGCCGGAACUGGCCCUCGGACUGGGAAUGGGCGUGAAUGCCCUGCGCCACUGCCGCCGGAGGAAGGCGCGCACGGUGUUCAGUGAUCCGCAGCUGUCCGGCCUGGAAAAGCGGUUCGAGGGCCAGCGAUACCUAUCCACGCCGGAGCGCGUGGAGCUGGCCACCGCCUUGGGACUCAGCGAGACGCAGGUGAAGACCUGGUUCCAGAACCGCCGCAUGAAGCAUAAAAAGCAGCUGCGCCGACGCGACAAUGCCAAUGAGCCCGUCGACUUCUCACGCAGCGAACCGGGCAAGCAGCCGGGCGAGGCCACCUCCUCCUCCGGGGACUCCAAGCACGGCAAACUGAAUCCCGGAUCCGUCGGCGGCACGCCCACUCAGCCCACGAGCGAGCAGCAGCUGCAGAUGUGCCUGAUGCAACAGGGCUACUCCACGGAUGACUACUCCGAUCUGGAGGCGGACAGUGGCGACGAGGACAACUCCAGCGACGUGGACAUCGUCGGCGAUGCGAAACUCUACCAGUUAACAUAGACAGUUCGAUCGGGAUGAGGACCUGGAUCCUAAAGUAGUAAAGUUUUCGGUGUUUUUUAGUUGGGGAAAUACAACUAAAAGGAAUUGGCGAAUCAAAUAAUUUCCGUUUGAUUUACCAAAUUAAUUUGCUAUUAGACAAGCACAGAAGUUACAAAACAACACAUAUCUUAUCAGCGCGAUAUGGUUAUACCUAUUUCAAAAUAUCUAUUAUUACGAUUUAGUAAGAACUAUAGUUCCUUAUAAUCGUUUUGAACUUGUCCAAAAGAAACCAAAACACUUAUUUUAAUUUAUAUAUUUUGCUAUAAUCAUGGUUGUAUUUCCCCCAGAUAUUUGAAUUGAAUCGAAAAGCCGUGUAAAUACCAACGAGUUCUUGAACGAGUUUUCUAGUCAUGUAUUAAGUCUUAAACUAAUCAAAUUUAGUGAUUGUAUUCGAGAACUUCCAUUUUAAGAUACAUUAGCUCCCUGCGACUUCUUAUCCAGAACAUAGUGCUUACAAUAAACGGAACGGAGCGAAUUACGCGAA
This is a messenger RNA of Drosophila sechellia, 1883 nucleotides long. RefSeq names its product brain-specific homeobox (gene bsh). The coding region runs from base 71 to 1360 and encodes 429 amino acids. Lineage: Eukaryota; Metazoa; Arthropoda; Insecta; Diptera; Drosophilidae. Gene Ontology annotation, molecular function: DNA binding; DNA-binding transcription factor activity, RNA polymerase II-specific. The record is from RefSeq and is a predicted model, not a curated record. The transcript has 4 exons. Gene Ontology annotation, biological process: regulation of DNA-templated transcription.